AUGAAAGGGUGCGCGACAUAUGUUAGCUGGAGGAAUUUGUCCAAUCCUCGACAUAGGGAUCAAUUUUUGGCAGCAGCCGAAUUGAUUAGCCGUAACUCAGGGGGUGCUGUAACUGUCAAACCAGACAACGCAUCUCGAAAACCAACAGAGGCAAUGAAAAUGGGAGGAUUAGCCAUCAUGCAGCCGAGGGUGCAACUCCAGAGAGUGGGCACUCCUGAAGGACUUCAACUCCAAAAACGGGGUGAGUCCUCGGGCCUAACACCCGGGGACCGGAACUCACCCGAUACGCAGAACAGUGCGGGGGUGAGUAGAAAUCUGCAGAUAUUCUAUACGAAUGCCUGCAGUCUUGGGAAUAAAUGGGACGAGCUCAUCUGCAGAACAUUUGGACACGAGAUUAUUGUCGUCUCAGAAACUUGGAUGAGCUCAGACCUCCGACUCCCUGAUAAACUUGUAGAUGGGUUCACCAUUUACAGAUCGGAGCGAGCAGUUACCGAAAGGGGAGGUGGGGUAUUGAUACUUGUUAGAACACAAUAUUCACAGAAAGAGGGAAUAAAACUUUCAUCUCACAAGGUGCAAUGCGUGAGCUGCACGGUUGAUACCGGCCCUCACCAAACGGAGAUUGUCGCAGUUUAUCGAGCACCGGACGCUGAUAAGACCGAAGAUAACGGGCUGUUGGCGGCUCUCAGAGAAAUCGUGAAGGUUCCCAGGAGUAUCGUUAUCAUUGGGGACUUCAAUGCUCCGAGUAUACACUGGGAGGAAGAAUACGCCCCGGCGAGGACUUUCGGAUCCAUGUUACUAGAAUUCAUGCACGAGGCGUCCUUGAUACAGCAUGUAGAAGGGUACACUAGGUUGAGGGAAGGAUGUAGAGCAUCACUACUUGACUUAGUUUUCACCAGGUACUCAAGUGAUAUUAAACAGUUAACUACUGGAUGUCCUAUUGGCAAGAGUGACCAUCUAACCAUUAGUAUGAGCUUAGCACUCCAACGUGGUAAGCCGACAAUGAAAUAUCGGAGGUGUUUCACGUCAAUGAAUGUAGAUUCGCUUCUCGAUAGGGCAUGCUCACUCACAUGGAUUCCUGACCACUCCGAGCUGAGCAUUGAAGGGAUUUGGGCGAAGAUAAAGUGCAAUCUCUCAGCCCUCACGAAUGAGUUUGCACCAUUGAGGGCAAUACGAAAAAAGGGUCAGCCACCAUGGUGGAGGAGCAAGCUAAGGAGAGCAUGGAGAAGAAAACAUCAAGCGUGGGCGAAACUCAAAGCAGGAGGUGGACAUAUUCGGAUGCUACAGUACAAACGGGCGAGCCGUCAGAUGGACCGUCUACACGGAGGUCAAAAACCGAGUGAAAGUGACUUAGAGACAUAUGAUGUGCCGUUCAUGAACAAUAUAGAGGUGACUGUAGUUGAGGUAGGAGAACUGCUUGGAGCACUAGACACGUCCAAGUCCCCUGGGCCCGAUGGAAUUCAUCCAGCAAUCGUGAAACCCAUCGCUAGUGUGUUAGCUGCACCGCUGCAGACACUAUACCAAAAGUCGCUUAAUGACGGAAUUUUACCUCGGGAUUGGAUGGGAGCAAAGGUGACUCCUAUAUACAAAGGUGGUUGUAAAGAACAGGCGGUGAAUUAUCGGCCUGUUAGCCUUACCUCUAUCCUACUGAAGACCCUGGAAAGGAUAAUUCGUAACCAUGUUGUAGCGCAUGUGACGGAGAACAAGAUGAUAACUAUUCGACAGCAUGGGUUCGUUAAAAGAAGGUCUUGCCAAACUAAUCUCAUAUGUUUCCUAGAGGAAGUAACGAGUAGAUUGGACAGAGGAGAAGAGGUUGAGGUGUGCUAUCUCGACUUCAGGAAAGCCUUCGACUCUGUCAAUCAACGAUUGCUUUUGUUGAAACUCCGGAACUUCCGAUUAUCGGAGCAGGUUCUAAAUUGGAUUGCGGCCUUCCUACAUGGCAGAACUUUCCACGUAGAAGUCGAAGGAUCAAUAUCUAGAGAGGCGGGAGUGUGCAGUGGGGUACCGCAGGGAUCCGUAUUAGGGCCUCUGCUGUUCGUGCUCUUCGUGAAUGAUCUCGCCAGACAGCUUUACAACCCCUGCUUCAUGUUCGCGGAUGAUCUGAAGCUUGUUGGAGACCCUCGAAGUCGCGUUACCCAGGAGGACCUCAACAAAAUUAGGAAUUGGACGAACAUUUGGGGUUUACCUCUAAAUGCUUCUAAGUGUAAACAACUAACUAAAUGGGAGCAUCAGGGGCCAACCAGGACCAUACACGACGGACAGAGCGAUAUAGCUGUGGAGAGGGUAGAUUGCAUGAGGGAUCUGGGAGUACAAGUCACCAGUGACUUCAAGCCUCGUACGCAUUGCCUGCAUGCUGCGCGUAAAGCAAACGGUGCUUUGCAUCAGCUAAAAAGAGCCAUGCAGAGUAGACAACCUUGGGUGUUGGUUCCUCUAUAUAAGGCCUUUGUAAGACCGCACUUGGAGUAUUGUGUACAGGCUUGGGCGCCACAUCUCAAGCAGGAUAAGGCGAUCUUAGAAGCACCACAGAGACGGUUCACCAGGUGGUUCAGUUCGCUACGUUCUCUGUCUUAUCAGAGCAGGUUGGAAGAAUUGGGCCUUUUUUCUAUGGAGAGACGUAGAAGAAGAGGAGAUCUCAUUGAAGUGUUUAAGAUACUCAACGGAUUCUCCGAUGUCAGAGGGCACCACCUUCUGCCGUUAGUAGGAGGUGAUCGACUCCGAGGACACAACAUGAAAAUUGUUAAAAGGAGGUACCGACUGGAUGUGAGGGGACAGUUCUUCACCCAAAGAGUAGUAAAUGACUGGAACGUAUUGACGGAGUACAUUAUUGAGGCCCAUAAUGUAACGGAGUUUAAGCACCGUCUAGAUGAGCACUGGGAGUGUUAUUUCCGGACUGUUUUGACCCAAACAUUGGGUGACCACUCAGCAAUUCUGCAGAUAGAGGACCAGACAGACCGCAAUUACAAAUUGGGGAGCUCGGGGAGAUCUAAGGAGCUGACGUGUCGGGCAAAGAAAACUGGGCACACCUUUGCUAUGCUGUCUCGCCCUGACAGCGAUGAAUACACAGGAACGAGGCCAGUGGCCCGAAUAUCCAGGAUCCUUGAAGUAUCCGAGAGAUAUCAGUCCAGUUGGAAAACCAAAAUAAUUCCAAAAGGGCGUCAAAUAGAGCUGAAAGGGAGAGAGAAAGGCUCGACGUCUGGCGACGUGAGCGAUUAG
Molecule: messenger RNA, 3210 nt
Organism: Penaeus indicus
Lineage: Eukaryota; Metazoa; Arthropoda; Malacostraca; Decapoda; Penaeidae
Exons: 5
Coding region: 1-3210 (1069 amino acids)
Biological process (GO): cell adhesion involved in heart morphogenesis; larval heart development
Cellular component (GO): extracellular matrix
Molecular function (GO): catalytic activity
Source: RefSeq, a predicted model, not a curated record